UUAAUUUUAGUUCAAAAUAAUUUAAUCUCAUAUAAGGACAGCUGUAAACUUAUUAUUCUUUAUGUCAAUGUCCAAUAGUUUUUAUAACCGUAUUAUGAAUUGAAAAGUUUUAUUAAUUGAAUAAUUUAUAAAAGAAAAUAUGGGUACCUACAAUAAAACCCUUGAUUCCAUUGCAGUAAAAUUGGGUCUCAAUGAAGAAGAAAAAGUUUUAAAUAAAGCAGCAGAAUUUGAACGACUUCUUCAAGCAAAGACAAUUGCGGGCAGCAAUAUCACAGACACAAGCAAAGUUGCGAUAUGCCUUGAUAUAGCUGCUGGGAUGUUUGGUGUUGAUUAUGAUGUGAAAACAGCUAUCAAAUACUCAGGCCUCAAGCCAGCUAUGUAUGCUAAUAGUAGAAAAGUCUUGGAGAACCUUCUAGAAAUCAAUAGUGACAAGUUGAGUACCUCAAUGCUAUGCAUUACACUGCAAUGUAGUGGUGUACAAUCAUUGGCUGAUAAAAUAUUGGAGAGUUACCAGAAGCAUGCUAAAAUGGAAAUAGACUUGAAUCUCCCACAAUACGUGUGUAUAGCAGUGUAUCAAGCAUGCAGAAUAAAUAAAGUUAAAGUGUCAAAGAGUAAAAUAAUAGAGAAGAGUCGUUUGAAACCAUCGCAGUGGGCGAAGUUAGAUGCAGACUGGACUAAAUAUGUCGAUGACAACUUUACUGGUGUUCAGAAGAAAAAGGGGCGCCGACAGAAAGACGUAAAGCAAAACGAUGAUAAUCAAGAAAAAAUGGAAGUAGACAGCCCAAAAAAAGAUGUAACAGAACCUCAAAUAGAAUCUUACAUGGACUGGAAGCAACGCAUGCUGCAAGCUGCUUACAAAGAGUUAUCAGAAUUGGAAAAUAACAGAAAACAAAGUAUGACCCCCAGGAGAUCGCCAAGGAAAACGCCACAGAAGUUUUCACCGUAUAAAAGUUCUAGCAAAAUUAACGGUGUUAGGUUAUUAUUUCCUUUAAAUUCAUGAUAUUGUAUGUAUGU
Messenger RNA from Achroia grisella, 1014 nucleotides. RefSeq names its product origin recognition complex subunit 6 (gene Orc6). The record is from RefSeq and is a predicted model, not a curated record. Gene Ontology annotation, molecular function: DNA binding. The transcript is spliced from 6 exons. Gene Ontology annotation, biological process: DNA replication; DNA replication initiation. The coding region runs from base 140 to 1000 and encodes 286 amino acids. Lineage: Eukaryota; Metazoa; Arthropoda; Insecta; Lepidoptera; Pyralidae. Gene Ontology annotation, cellular component: nuclear origin of replication recognition complex.